This is a messenger RNA of Pseudoliparis swirei, 6864 nucleotides long. RefSeq names its product zinc finger protein 512B (gene znf512b). Gene Ontology annotation, molecular function: zinc ion binding. The record is from RefSeq and is a predicted model, not a curated record. NCBI's taxonomy places the organism in Eukaryota, Metazoa, Chordata, Actinopteri, Perciformes, Liparidae. The transcript is spliced from 16 exons. Bases 1275 to 3698 code for a protein of 807 amino acids.
UAAAAAACAAAACACUUGGCGGGGGUUGAUUUGAGGGGAUUUUUAAAUUUUAUUACCAGCCCUGACCCCUUUUAUUCUCCUCCUCCUCUUCAUCCUCUUCCUCUCCAUCAGCAGCGAGUUUGUGACAUAUAUAUUAUUUAUAAUCACAUUAAAACAAAAACAAGAAGAAAGAAAACAGAGAUAAUAACAAUAUUAAUAAUAAUAUUAGAGUUUUGCAAGUUGCCUCUUUAAGUGCAACUGUCAGAGAGGUGGAGUGGGCACGCGCAUGACCCCACACACAUCACUGUAAUACUGUACCCGGCCGCACACAUCAUAUCCGUAUUACAUUAAACAUAUCUAAAUACUCCCGAGGUAAGGAACCUUUUUUUUUGUUUCUUCACUUCCGUUUUCCUCUUCCUCUCUCACAGUUCCGUCGACAUUUCGCCACUUCAGAUAUCUGAGAGCUUCCCUUCGAGCUUCACCGGCGCAAGGAUCGGUUUAAAUUUUUUUUUUUAUACUCCUCCUUCGUAAUAAAGUCGCCAUUUUGCUUCACUGCCUAUAUAAACCACCCCGUAUUCUAAUAUUUGUUUCCCCUCAAAAGGAGUCCGGGGACCUACCUAUCGCUUUGGUUUUUGUUGUUCUUUCUCCUGGUUUUAUUUCUUCUAUUUCUGGAGUCGGGUUUUUUUUGGGGGGGGGAGGGGGGGGUGGAGGAGGAGGAGGAGGGGUGGAGGAGGUUUAACGAGAAGAGGGUUGAAGAAAGUGCCUCGUGGUGUAUCGCCUACAUAUUAAUGCAGGAGAGGAGGAGGCGGAGGAAGGUGGAGGUGGAGGAGGAGGAGGAGGAGAGGGGGGCGAAGGCGGCUGGAAACUGGGAAUAAAAAGGUGAAAGUAUCCGGAGGAUUUGAUAGUUCUUUUUUUUGAGGGUGUUUUUUUUUUUCUUCACGCGCAGACGGAAUCGGAAUCUCUCCUCUGCUGUCCGGAUUUGGGCUUUUUUUUCUCCUUCUUCUCUUCCGCCUCGUCGCCGUUGUCGUCCGCAGAGUUGGGGGGGACAGGACGGCUGUCUUCCUCUUCCUCUCCCCACCUCUUCCUCCUCCUCCUCCUCCUCCUCCUCCACCGAAGAGUCCAGUCACACCGGGUCCUUGGCGCACAGCAGGUGUGGUUGCCAUGUAACGUAACGUCGGUGGGGGAACCAACGCGCACCAACAAACCGCCCACUUCGGUGCCCCUUCCUUCCUCCCUCACGUGGGUGACCCCCCCCCCCCCCGUGGGUGCUGGGUGACUGCCGACAGCUCGUAGGCAUGGAGAGCCCAAAUGGCCCCAGGCUUGGGAAGCUGUCCUCGUCGGGGAUGCCAAGGGGCCGGACCCCGAAGCACGGGCAUCCCCAGGAGCCUGUCGUCAGAACCACGGCCGGCCCGGAGAACCACAGCAGACACGGUCCGGUGUGUGAUGAGCCAGCAGAGGGGAGGAGGAAAGGUCGCCCUAAAGCAGAAGUGCAGGAACUGAGAAGCGUCCCUCCCCCCGUAGCCGAGAAGCUGAGUCACGGCUGUCCCGACUGCGCCGCCAUGUUUUCCACGAAGGGCCGCCUGCAGAAGCACAAGCUGUGGAGCCACCCCCCCGACGGGGUCGCCAUGGAGCCCAGGGACGAGCGGGCCGCGCUCUUCAAGGCACCCGUCAGGUCCAACGCCAAGAAAAGGCCCAUGGAGAACAGCCCCCCCUCCCCCGUGUUCUUCAAAGUGAAAAAGACCCACGAGGUGUCGGCGCCAUCCCGCAACGGCGAGCUGGCCCACCAGAGGAGCGACAAGAAACCGCACGGCCACGGCCAGCCUCCUCUUCCUCCACCACCUCCUCCUCCUCCUCCGCAUAUCCACCCCCCCCCGCCGGUCCAGCCUCCGUCCUGCGGCACGUCGUCGGACGGCGAGGGCAGCGACAGCGACGGCGACGGCGACAGCGACGGCGACAGCGACGGCCUUCUGGCGUCCUUCCCCGACGAAGACCCGGAGCGGACGAGGCACAGACGGAAGCAGAAAACACCGAAGAAGUUCACCGGAGAGCAGCCCUCGAUAUCCGGAACGUUCGGACUGAAAGGGAUGACCAAGGUGGAGGAGAAGCUGAAGGCGGGCCGUGCGAAGAGGUCAGAGGGCAGUGGGUUCAGCGAGGAGCCCCAGAGAAGACCGACUCCAAGUCAGUCCUCCAAGAAAGAUCCGGCUGCAACCGGCUCUGGUGCCGACGCCCAAUGGCAGCGGGCGAUCCACGAGCGAGGGGAGGUGGUGUGUCCCACCUGCUCCAUCGUCACCAGGAAAACCAUCCACGGCCUCAAGAAACACAUGGAGAUCUGCCAAAAGCUCCAGGAUGCCCUGAAGUGCCAGCAGUGCCACAAACAGUUCAGGUCCAAGGCCGGCCUCAACUACCACGCCAUGGCGGAGCACAGCACCAAGCCCUCGGGAAGCGAACGCCAGACGGGCGACAAGCAAGAGGAGAGAGAACGGCUGCGGCGAGUGCUCAAACAGAUGGGACGAAUCAAGUGUCCGAGCGAGGGCUGCUCGGUCCACUUCUCCAGCCUGAUGGGGUACCAGUACCACCAGAAGCGCUGCGGCAGAGGGCCCGGUGCCGAGGAGAAGCCUGUGUUCCUGUGUCCGCGCUGCGGGAAGACGUACCAGUCCAAGGCCGGCCGAGACUACCACACGCGGGCCGAGCACUGCCCGGCCGGCGCCGCCGCCACCAACAACAACAACAGCAGGGACGUUGUCACCGACACCAACAACAACAAAGAGAGGGUGGUCUCUGGGGAGUCUCCGUUGCUCGGGAGGAAGGAGCCGAGCCCGGCCGAGAAGGACUGGCGGGAGAAAGCCCCGCUCGGCCCGCCGAGGGACAAGGACAGAGGAGGAGGAGGAGGCGUGGACAAGGAGAGAGGAGGCGGGGACAAGGAGAGGGAGCGAGUCGAGGAGAGAGCGCCGCCGCCGCCGCCGCCGGCCGCCGACCAAGGGGACGACUUCGAGCGGACCCCGAGCGGCCGGGUGAGGCGGCGCUCGGCCCAGGUGGCGGUGUUCCACCUGCAGGAGAUCGCGGAGGACGAGCUGGCCAAAGACUGGGGCACCAAGCGGCGCAUCAAGGACGACCUGGUGCCGGACAGCAAGCGGUUGAACUACACGCGUCCCGGCCUCCCGAACUUCAGCCAAGAGCUUCUCGAGUCCUGGAAGAACCAAGUGAAGGAGAAGGGCUUCAUCUGCUGCAUCAACCAAAACUGUGAAGCUGUUUACUCCAGCGUGUCGGGACUGAAGGCCCACCUGGCCAACUGCAGCCAGGGCGGUGGAGAACUGGGAAAGUACACGUGUCUGAUCUGUCAGAAGGACUUUAGCUCGGAGAGCGGCGUGAAGUACCACAUCAGCAAGACGCACUCACAGAACUGGUUCCGUGCGGCGGCGCCCAGCCAGGUGGCCUCCAGCGCCAAGAGCAAAGCGCCGGAGAGCGACGGGGUCAAAGGCGAGGUGCGGAACGGCGCCGCGACGGGCAAGAAGAGGGGCCGCAAGCCCAAAGAGCGCCCCCCGGUGGCCGCCGCCGCGCCGCCCCUCCAACACACACAAACUGAAGCGUCGCCCGCCGCCGGCACUCGGGACUCGACCCCGUCGCGGUCCCCGACCCGGACGCCCGAGCCGACGCCGGCUGACCAAACCGGACAGCCCGUCAGACGGAGCAAGCCCCCGAGGCCGCCGCAGUCGGAGUAGCUCCUCCCCCUUGUAGCUCCUCCCACUUGCAGGAAGCUCAAAAGACCUUUUUGCAGAGAGAGAACUCAACCUUUCAGAAGUAAAACAUUUGGUCUGCUGGUAUGAACAACGCUCCUGGAACCGUCGGAGUUCUCCCUCCUUUCCUUUUUCUUAAAGGCACAGGUUUGGCUUUCCUGGUGGGGGGUCGGGGGGGGGGGGGGGGGGUAGUAGUCUAUCAAUGAUAACUAUGUUUUUUUCUUUCUUUCUUUUUUAACAACCAAAGCAGACGAGUGGUUUUCUCUCUGCGAUGUUCAUGUUUUGUGUUUUGAGAGGUUUAAAAAAAUACAAAACAAGAAAAACAGGAUAUUCUAUUAGCAUGGUGAGGUCAUUUAAUGAUAGCUCGUGUUUUCACUUUUUAAAAUGUGUUUCCUCCCACAGAUAUACUGUACUGUGUACAUAAUCUAUAUCUAUAUCUAUAUCUCUAUAUACUCAAAAGCAAUGAUGCCAUCUGUCCUUUUUUUCUUUAAAAAGAAAAUCAGAUUUGUCAUUUAGUUUUUUGCUGUGUGUGUGUGUGCUGUAGUGCAAUUAACUUUUUAUUUUUACCUUUUUUUAAUCCGAAUUUAAUUUCUUUUAGUACUUUUCAUGUUUCAAGUAAGCAAAAUGUCAUAUUAGCUAAAAAUGUGUUGGUCAGUUCUUAAUCAAAAUUCCACUCUUUUUUUCCUACAGCUAUAUUGUGUUUUUAUUUUUAUUUCCAAAUCACGUGACGAUGAAAGGUGUCAAAAGAUUAUUUCCACAGUUCUUCUUCACAUAAGUUAAUAAGCAGAAUCCCCCCCCCUUCCCCCUGCCCCCCCCCCCCCCCCUCAAAGAGAAAGUGAUUGUUUGAGGAAUACACUUCAAGAGGCGUUGCUUAAUUAAUACAAAACUUGAAUAACUCAAAGUGACAGUGAGGGUGAAGUUUGUUGCACCAUUGCAGCACAAUCAAAAAGUGGGAAUAUCUUUUUAUAGCGAGCAUGUUGAGGGAAAUAAAGUUUUACAAAAGAGGACAACAAAAUAUAUAUAAUACGCAAAAAUGAAGGUUUUCAUUAAUGUGAAUUAAUUCCCGGAUGCUCAAAAAAUUAUCGCCUUGCACUUUAACCCCUUGACCCCCCCUCUCGCUCCCCUCUUGUAUUUUUGCACUCCAGGAGUGAUAUUUUACUCUAGAGAAGAAGAAGAAGAAGAAAAAAAACACUAAAUUGUGUCUCUAGAUAUCGUAUCGACUAUAUAAUUAUGACUCGCCACACUAAAGCCAUAACAGGGUCUCGUUGAAUUUUUAAGGCUGCUCCGUGUUAGUUUAGCGUUCAGAUUUUAAAAAUAAAAUAAAUAAAGUAAAUAAUAGCAAUCCAUUAUUAUUAUUAUUAAAUUAAUUUAAAAAGAAAAAAUCUAAAUAAAAUGUGUGCAAUCAGAGAAUAUUUUCACUUUUUAUCAUGUCUAAGGUAGAUACUUGAAAAACCAGUUAUAUGAACGAUAUUGUGCAAAUUAAAAGAAAUAUUUGAUUUAUAUUUGGAGUUUUAUGUCCGUAAAAAAAAAAAUGACUUUGCUUGCUUUAAAAAAAACAAGAAAGAAAGAAAAAUAAAAAAGCGACAGAUCAUAAAUCUAUUUUAUAUUCUCUCGUGUGUAUUAUUACCCGUAUAGCACUCUGAUAGCUUUGUGAUAUCCUGGUGAGAUAAUAAAGGGUGCUUUAUUUGCCUCUACCUUAAUGGACCGUUUCCUCCUCACUCUUUUGGAAAGUCGGCUGAAUAUCUUUGCAUCAACAAAAUACCAAUGUUAUAAUAAAAAAAUAAAAAUAAAAUACAUAAAAUCGAGCACUUGUUGUCAACAGAAUUUUUUCAACAAAAAUAAGUAAUAAUAAUAAUGUUUCCCAGGAGGUGUCAUCCCUACGCCGUGAUCUUUUCUUCUUUUUUUUUAAAAGCAAAAAGAUUGGAGUCAAAUUCCUCCAUUUAUUAAUCAACCGGUGGAGCUUAAUAAUUCAGGUGGGGAUGAUUAUGCAUGUUGACCUUUUUAAUCUUCUAUCCAGGUUCAGACUGACGGACGGGACGAGUUAAGACAAGCACUGAUUGGUCCUCGGACCUUCUUUUUAAUUUCCUUUUUAUACGGAGCUGUCCAGACCUUGUGUGUCUGUGUGUGUGUGUGUGUGUGCGUGUGUGUGUGUAUGCAAAAACAGUUCUUAGCACCUUUGUAAAUGAGUGGAUGUCAAGCUUCGGUGUUGCAAUAUGAUAGUUAUAGCACUGCUUUCCGACAGUGGGUAUUUUAUAUUUGAUCACGCCCUUUACUAUCCGUCUUCCUAUACGGUGUGGAGCACACACACAUCUGCCCCCGCGUGUGUGAGCGACCUGCAACAGUGUGUGUGUGUGUUAGAGAGGACAGCAAUAUUUAGCUGGUUUGUCUUUGGCGAUAUUUGGAUAUAUCGAUGUUUUGUCUUCUCAAAAAUUGAUAUGGCUUUUUUUUUUUUCACUUCCUCUUUUAUUUUUAAAAUUGCUUUUUACACAUUACGAAAUUUUAAAAGUAGAAUUUGUAUUUUAUUUUAUUCAAACGACAACAAAACAGAACAUGGUGGGGCCCGCACUCUUACUUUAAUCCAUUUUGACGACGCACAUGAAUUAAACUUUUUAUUUCUUAUUUUUUUCCGAUACACGAUGACAAACACAUUGAGAGAGUCCUUUAAUUAUUAUUAUAAUAAUAAUAAUUAUUAUUAUUAUUUCGUGCCCUUGCUCCGUGGAGCCGGCGUGACGUAGGAGUGUUGUUGGAGCUUUCUCGUGACCCUGACUGCGUGGCGUGACUUUUUGUACCCAGGUAAACGGCAGCAGGCUCGAGUGUCUUCCCCCCUCCCCCCCCCCCCCCACCCCCCACGAUGUUAUUUCCAAAAAAUCAAAUCUUAGAAAUCAACCCUCCAGAAUUGUACCUUUUUAAAAUUUGGUUUUGUAUGCUCCACCUGCUUUGACCGCGGGGUCGUGAGAUUUAGGGGAACAGGUGAAAUGAGACUCACGGUGUGUUGAAUAAUUCACAUGUCUGAUGUUAAGCUGUAUAGAACCUAACGUGUAGGAGGCCACGCCUCCUCCGAGUCUGACCUGUGACUUUUUUUCCCGAAAAACUUGUUGUAUUACCUGUUCAUUAGUAUCCCUCAACUAAUUAAUAAAGGUUUGUUGACUAA